This is a messenger RNA of Spea bombifrons (plains spadefoot toad), 1504 nucleotides long. It is a transcript of the gene B3GAT3, whose product is annotated as beta-1,3-glucuronyltransferase 3. Gene Ontology annotation, cellular component: Golgi membrane. Gene Ontology annotation, biological process: chondroitin sulfate proteoglycan biosynthetic process; carbohydrate metabolic process. Gene Ontology annotation, molecular function: galactosylgalactosylxylosylprotein 3-beta-glucuronosyltransferase activity. The transcript is spliced from 6 exons. NCBI's taxonomy places the organism in Eukaryota, Metazoa, Chordata, Amphibia, Anura, Pelobatidae. The coding region runs from base 118 to 1068 and encodes 316 amino acids. The record is from RefSeq and is a predicted model, not a curated record.
UCUUUUUACCGCUUGGACUACUCUCUGUCAGCAUAAGAAAGAGGGUACGAAAGGCGUUUUUCAAAUGUGAUGAAAGUAACAGGUGUGUCAUGAUUGAAUGUGCACUGUUUCAGUAACAUGAGGCUGAAGCUCAGAAACAUUUUCCUUGUCUACUUUGUGGUCUCCAGUAUUGUUCUGCUGUAUGCAGUGUUGCAACUUGGGCAGCCAUGUGAUUGCUCCCUUCAUAUUCAGGAAGCUCGGGGUAUCCAUGGGAAGGACUAUAAUGUUGCGAAUCGAAGGGAAUCCAAUGACCAAGGACUAGUGAGCCAGUUACCCAUUAUAUAUGUGGUUACUCCAACCUUUAGGCGACCUCUACAACGUGCAGAACUCACCCGCUUGUCCCAGACUUUGAUUUUGGUCCCUGCUCUUCACUGGAUCUUGGUAGAAGACUCACCAGAAAGAACCCCAUUAGUGACAGAUCUGCUUGCACAGAGUGGUUUGCAUUAUACUCACUUGAAUGUUCAGACACCACCAUCCAUGAAACUUAAAGAAGGAGACCCAAAUUGGUUGAAACCUCGUGGCGUGGAACAACGUAAUGAAGCCCUGCAUUGGCUAAGGACAAACCAGUCACCAGUAGAUCGAGGAGUUGUAUAUUUUGCAGAUGAUGACAAUACAUACAGUGUCAACAUUUUUAAGGAGAUGCGUUAUACUCAGAAGGUCUCUGUCUGGCCAGUUGGGCUAGUUGGGGGCUUGCUCUAUGAGGGACCACUGGUAGAUAAAGGCCAUGUGGUUGGAUUUCACACUGCCUGGAAGACACAUAGACCAUUUCCCAUAGAUAUGGCAGGAUUUGCAGUGUCCCUCUCAAUUCUUUUAAUGCACCCAGAUGCCAUAUUUGAUCCCAUUGCGGAGAGGGGAUUUCUGGAAAGCAGUCUAUUACAACAGUUGGUAUCAGUUGAAGAACUGGAGCCCCGAGCAGAUAACUGCACCAAGGUAUGGGUUUGGCAUACACGGACUGAAAAACCAAAACUCAAACAAGAAGAAGCACUGGAGAAACAGGGGAAGGGUUCAAAUUCUAACAUACGGGUAUGAUCUUAAUUUGAAGGUUAGACCCACGGGAAGGUAUGAUCUUCAUGCAGACCGUAGACUUGAAUGUAUUGGUGUAUUAAUACAGAAGGAAGACCCUUCUUUACAGACAUUAUCUUAGUGCAGAGGUGUCGCACACAAACAAUGAAUUUCUAGCUGUGCUAACAUAAUUCUAAAAGGGUUUCCCAAUGAUCAGCCUUUUAAACUUAAACUUUUAUUAGUCAAUACAAUGCGCUGUUGGGACACAGGAGUUUUGAUUGCUGAUAAAGUACUUCUGUAUGCCUCAGUUUUCAGCAGCAAUAGUCAUUAACAAUGUGAACACUAUAUUUCUAAUUCAUUUGAUAUGUUAAUGGACAAAAUUUGCGUUUCUUUCACAAACAAGAACAUCUCUAAGUGACCCCAAACUUUUGAACAGUAGUGUGUGUAUGUAUGUAUGUAUGUA